AUGCUGUGUGUGUGUGUGUGUGUGUGUGUGUGUGUGUGUGUGUGUGUGUGUGUGUGUGUGUGUGUGUGUGUGUGUGUCUGUGUGUGUGUGUGUGUGUGUGUGUGUGCGCGUGUGUGUGUGUGUGUGUGUGUGUGUGUGUGUGUGUGUGUGUGUGUGUGUGUGUGUGUGUGUGUGUGUGUGUGUGUGUGUGUGUGUGUGUGCGCGCGCGUGUGCGUGCUGGUGUCUGUUUGUGUGUGUGUUCCUUUGUUUCUCCCUCUCACUGCCGGCGUGUGUGUGUGUGUGUGUGUGUGUGUGUGUGUGUGUGUGUGUGUGUGUGUGUGUGUCUGUGUGUGUGUGUGUGUGUGUGUGUGUGUGUGUGUGUGUGUGUGUCUGUGUGUGUGUGUGUGUGUGUGUGUGUGUGUGUGUGUGUGUGUCUGUCUGUCUUGUGUGCGUGUGUGUGUGUGUGUGUGUGUGUGUGUGUGUGUGUGUGUGUGUGUGUGUGUGUGUGUGUGUGUGUGUGUGUGUGUGUGUGUGUGCGUGCGUGCGUGCGUGCGUGCUGCAGUGUGUGUGUGUGUGUGUGUGUGUGUGUGUGUGUGUGUGUGUGUGUGUGUGUGUGUGUGUGUGUGUGUGUGUGUGUGUGUGUCUCUCAACGCUCCUGCCCGGCACGCCGAGAGAAAUUUCAUCUGGAAUGAAAAGCCUCUCACCCUGACGCGGCGCGACUGCACUGUGGCAGCAGCACUCACCCCUGAGCUGCGGUGUGGUGCGGUGCGGUGUGGUGAUGGGCAGGCGGAGUUCAUUAUGGCAAGACAACAACGCUGUGGUAAAUAG
This is a messenger RNA of Engraulis encrasicolus (European anchovy), 807 nucleotides long. Its product is annotated as keratin-associated protein 5-1-like. The coding region runs from base 1 to 807 and encodes 268 amino acids. The record is from RefSeq and is a predicted model, not a curated record. The transcript has 6 exons. Lineage: Eukaryota; Metazoa; Chordata; Actinopteri; Clupeiformes; Engraulidae.